UCGCCCAUCUCCAUUGGGACGCUGCUUGGUUCUACUGCGCAUGUGCGACAGAGGAGCCAAUCGUAAGCAGGGAUAAACUUUGCGGCAUCUCUGCGCCAAUCGGACAGAGGCCUUAUUUUCGUUUCUCCGGCCUCAACUCCGCCCCUUGCUCCCGAGCGCCUCCUCAGGAAUUCACCUUUCGCCUCAAAGCGUUUCUCUGGUAACCUCCACUUGUCUCCAUCAGCCAUGGAAAAGCCGCCCAGUCUUCUAGAAAAGGCAAAAGAUGCCGUUUAGGUUGUCCUUCAGGGUAAAAGCUGGACCACGAAACCCAGGCGCCCCCUAACUUCGAGUCUUUUUACUCUGUUUCCCAGAGUGCUCAGCGGGACCUCUAAGAACAAGGAAGCGAAGGGCAGGCGGCCGCACAGCCCCCUGGGAAGCGGAGUCCUGGCGCAGGCGCGGAGACUCCCGGGGGCGUGGCGGAGGCUCCUGGGAGGAGAUUCGCGCGCUCUCGCCAGUGGCUGCGCGGAGGCGCCUGUGAGCGGUUUUGGGUGAUCGGCUCCCUCGGGGCGGGGUCGCGCCUGUUAAUCCGGCGGACGACGGCCCGGAGGAAUCUUGGCCUUUCUACCUCUGGACACUUUGGAGGCUCAUCCAGCAUGGCCAGGGAGUCCGCUCUACGAGGAGGAGAGGCUUUUCCCCAGCUCUCUUCUCCUUCUUGCAGCCCUGCUGGCCGGAAGCGUGGCGGGGAAGGAGGGGGAGCUUAAGCCAAGACUCCAGCCCCCGCCCCCCAGUUGGCUAUGACUGAGGAACUUGUGACCCUAAAGGACGUGGCCAUGGACUUCACCUUGGAGGACUGGGAGCAGCUGGGACUGGAUCAGGGGCACCUGUUCUGGGACACGGCACUGGACAACUACCAGAAUCUCUUCCUGCUGAACCCCACCAGGCCCAGUCUCAUGGCCCACCCGGAUGGUGGGGAUGAGCUGGAGGCUCAGCAGAGAGGAAGCCUGGAAGCCACGGGCCCAGAUGCAGCUGAGGCCAAGACCUCCCUGCCACAGGACUUUUUGGAAGAAGGACUCUCCCUGGAGAUUGUGGAGACAUUUUCCACGGAUGGCCUCAUGAACCCCAGUCUGGGGGAAGCCAGCAUGGGCGAGAGCUGGUUAAACAGUUUCCUAGAAGAUCCAGAAAGUGUUCUGCACUUUGACGUUGUCACCAACAAGGAAAGCCCCACGGAACGCAAGAGUCACAAAUUCCAGAGAGCCCCGAGUCCUGAGUCCCUCCUUUUCACAGGCGAGGACUUCAUGCUGCACGGUCUCCCUGAUGAGAGCCCCGCACCGGCCCGGUCUCAGGGAUGUAGCAGUGACUUUGGCCACUGCUCAGAUCAGGCCCGGCAGGAGGCGGCCCAGCCGUCCCGCGGGGAGAAACCCUAUAAAUGUAGUGAGUGCGGGGUGAGCUUCGGCCACAGUUACCAUCUCAUCCAGCACUGGGUCUCUCACACUCGGGAGGGCCCCGCCCUGCGCCAGGAGUGCCAGGAUGGUCUCAGCCAGAGUCCCUGCCUCUCCGUGCCCGGGGCUCACGUGGGCUUCAGAGCCUGUGUGUCUAGCCGACGUGGGCAGGACCCCGGUCAGGGUACACAACUGAGGCCAGAGAAAGCUCACUCUGGAGAAACACCCCCGAAGAGCAGCCGCAGUGAGCACGCCUCAGGGCACAGCCCGCUGCCUGCAGAGCCCCAGAAAACGCAGCCAGGCCGGACCUACCAGUGUGGCGAGUGCGGGAAGAGUUUCGGCCGGGCCUUUCGUCUCAGGCAGCACCAGAAGACCCACACUCGGCCACGCUAUGCGUGUGCCAAGUGCAAGGCCACGUUCGGCUUCCGUAAGCACCUCCUCCUGCACCAGAAGACCCACGCUGCGCAGGCCACCUCUGGGCGCCGGGAUUUGGGAACGGCCUCGGGGCGGGGCUUGUCGCGCGGCACGGACCCGUCGGCGCCAGGGAAGCCUCAUAAGUGUGCCGAGUGUGGGAAAACCUUCCGCCACGCCUCAACUCUGAAGAUCCACCAGAGGGUUCACAGCAGGGAGAAGCCCUACCGGUGCGGCGAGUGCGGGAAGGCCUUCUUCCGGGUCACACACCUCAACGAGCACCGGAGGAUCCACACGGGCUACCGGCCCCACCAGUGUCACAGGUGCGUCAAGAGCUUCAGCCGGCCCUCCCACCUGAUGCGACACCAGUCCACCCACGCCGCGGAGGGGCCCUACGGCUGCCCCAGGUGCAAGGAGACCUUCAGCCGCAGCGAGCACCUGGCUCAGCACCAGAAGAUCCACGCUGUGGAGACCCCCUAUGAGUGCCAGGAGUGUGGGGAGCGCUUCAUCUGCCGCUCGACCCUGACCUGCCACCAGAGCCUUCACACCAGAGAGAAACAAGGAAGUGAUGAGGGCGGGGGUGUCUCGAGUCAGACCCCAGAACAGAGGGAGCACCCAAGGAUCGAUGAAAAGCGCUUUAAGUGCAAGAAAUGCGAGAAAACCUUCACCUGCCAAAAAUACCUCACUCAACACGAGAGGAUUCAUGCCAGGGUGAAGCCCUUCAAGUGUCAUCAGUGCGGGAAAGCCUUUGGGCAGAGCGCACAGCUCGUUGGCCACCAGAGGACCCACUCCAGGCUUAGGCCGCACGCGUGUGGGGCCUGCGGGAAAGCCUUCGUGCGCAGCACCGCCCUCGCCAAGCAUCAGGCUGUCCACACCGGCGAGCGCCCCUUGAAGUGCGGCGAGUGCGGACAGACCUUCAGGCAAAGCGCCCUCCUGUUGGAGCAUCAGGUAGUUCACACCACAGAGAAACCCGUUAAGUGCAGUGAGUGCGACAAGGUCUUUGCCCACAGCCACUACCUCAUUCAGCACCAGAAGAAUCAUGCUGCAAAGACUUGUGAAUGUCAAGAAUGCGGGAAAACAUUCCAGCGGAACUCGUGCCUUGCUAAGCAUCAGAGAAUUCACACGGGUGAGAAGCCCCACGUGUGUGGCGACUGUGGAAAAACCUUCAGUCUAGGCACCCAGCUCACCCGGCACCAGCGGGUCCACACCAGAGUCAAGCCUUACGUCUGUCAGGAAUGCGGAAAGGCCUUCAGUCAGAGCUCAUGCCUUGCUGUCCACCUGAGAAUCCACACUGGGGAGAAGCCCUACCUGUGUGCCGAGUGUGGGAAAGCCUUUACCCAGAAGGCAAAUCUGACACAGCACGAGAGGAUGCACACUGGGGAGAGGCCUUACGUCUGCGACGUGUGUGGCAGAGCCUUCAGCCUCAGCGCCCAUCUCAUUCAGCACCGGAGGAUCCAUACCCAGGAGAAGCCGUACCGGUGCCAGCACUGCCAGAAGGCCUUCCGGAGCUGCUCUGGUCUCAGCCGACACCAACGGGUCCACACUCAAAAGUAGGCCUCUGGGCCCUGCCUGUGGCUGCCAGGGGGCGGGGGGGAAUCUCAGACACCGGAGGAAGUAGUCAGCUAAGGCCGGAAGUUGAGAUCAUUACAUGGCAAGCUUCCCCUCCCUGAACAGGUGUAUCUGUACUAAUAAAGGUUGAUGACAGGUUUCACAGUUUCGUCAGGACAACGGGAACAGAGUGGCGAGGAUCUAGUGGGUCGGACUGCAGAGGUAGAGACGCUAGUGUCUGCUGAGCUAAAUCCUAACUAAAUCUGCUCCCUAGACGGCCUGGGAAAGAGUCGCAGAUCCCCUGAGCCUCGGUGUCCUCAUCUGUAAAAUGGGCGUGCUAACACUUCACCUACCUCAGGGCUGUUUGAUGAUGUCAUGCAGAAACGUAAGGUGCUGAGGAUGAGCACCCAGUGCACAGCACUCCGCAAGGGUGGCUGCAGGUAGCGUUGGGUGUGACAGAAAUGGCCUUGCAGUUUGAAGGGAAGAAGUAGCUCCUGUCUCGACUUUCUGUGGUUAAUGUUCUUAUUAAUGUUCGCUGCAGCUUCUGACGUUUUUCUCCAAAAUGCCCUUUGCUUAAUUCAGUUCCAAUUUCUUUUUAUGUUGAGCCUUUUCUUCCUUCCCUCCAUCUCUUCUACUUUUUUGCUUCAUUAACCCUCAGAAAGCCAAGGAAAGCUUUUAAACUAAUGUCAAAUGGCUAGAAUUUUCUAUUCCAAAACCUCUCACUCGGAAGGAACCCCUUCCACAUUCACAUGCCCCCUCUUAAAUCUCCCCCCUCAAGUUGUCAUGCAGCGCGGGACUGGGUUUGAUGAUGGAUGAGUCUGGAGUCAGUUGGGGGCGCCUCAGUUAACACAGUCCGCAGAGGCACUCGCUGGCACAGUUCGUGACGUGGAAACUUGCUGGGAUGUUCCUCCUCGUUUAACUAAUCUGGCCGCUUGCUGGGGCUUUGCUAGAUCCCAGGGCUGGGAAUACAAUCCUGCCUCUGCCUUGAAGUUUCUCUCACUGAAGGGAAAUCAGUGACCCCAUUUUCAGAGGAUCCAUGUCCGUGCACUAAUAACAUCUUGGAGUAGCACACUGCUCACAUCACAGCAAGUUCUAGGACCCCAUGUGGAAACCCUGUUACUGGAGCCCUGGGACCCACCACUCACCUUGGCCAUGCUGAGUCACCUCAAGAACCCCGAGAGCAGCUCCCCCUCAAUGGCGCCUCCUCACUCAGGUUCCUGCGUCCUCUCCGCCCAGGGAGCUGGUCACGCUGCUGGAACACAGACCUUGUGAAGACGCAGACACUGACACCUGGACUGCUUCCUGACUUUGGUGCUGAAGAUGUUUUAGGGGCAUGUACCCCGGCUUUGUCAGCCUCACACCUGCUUAGUUUUGUUGAAACUGGGAACAUAUUGGGCUCACAGUAGGGUGCCAGCUAGUUGUGCAGUGACCCAACAUUUAACCGCCCGCCCGUCGGGUGACUGACCUGCUGUGUGGCAAGUGGGGUGGGAUCAGGCAGAGGAGGGGCUCAAUUUGAUAAGUCUAUGUUCAGUAUGUUUUGAUACCCUAAAAUAGAGGUGAAGGCUGGUGGGAAAUUGACAGCCAGGGGCAGAGGUGGGAGACAGAGGUCUGUUGUUUGUGCCUUACGUCGCUGUGGGUUGGUGUAGAGCUGCCCUCCGUGUCUACAAUGAAGAAAUGCUCUUGUACGCGUGUUUGUUCUCUGAUUAAAGUUUUGAAUCUAAAAACAGGUUGCUUCUUU
Talpa occidentalis (Iberian mole) is the source of this 5115-nucleotide messenger RNA. RefSeq names its product zinc finger protein 473 (gene ZNF473). The transcript is spliced from 5 exons. The record is from RefSeq and is a predicted model, not a curated record. Gene Ontology annotation, biological process: regulation of DNA-templated transcription. The coding region runs from base 774 to 3383 and encodes 869 amino acids. Gene Ontology annotation, cellular component: nucleus. NCBI's taxonomy places the organism in Eukaryota, Metazoa, Chordata, Mammalia, Eulipotyphla, Talpidae.